Messenger RNA from Aspergillus thermomutatus, 1038 nucleotides. Its product is annotated as eukaryotic translation initiation factor 3 subunit F. Gene Ontology annotation, cellular component: eukaryotic translation initiation factor 3 complex, eIF3m. Gene Ontology annotation, biological process: translational initiation. The record is from RefSeq and is a predicted model, not a curated record. Lineage: Eukaryota; Fungi; Ascomycota; Eurotiomycetes; Eurotiales; Aspergillaceae. Gene Ontology annotation, molecular function: translation initiation factor activity; translation initiation factor binding; metallopeptidase activity. The transcript has 3 exons. Bases 1 to 1038 code for a protein of 345 amino acids.
AUGGCUGAAACCGAUUCUUUCCUUCACCUUUCUCGCCCUUUGGGCCCAGUGGCAGUGGGGUCUGCACCAACCACCGCCCCUCUGAACGUUGUCAUUCAGCCUCAGGCCAUUUUCUCGAUUCUCGACCACUCCCUCCGUCGCAAUGCCGAUCAGGAGCGUGUCAUCGGUACCCUGCUUGGAACCAGAUCAGAGGAUGGAACCGAGGUGGAAAUUCGUAGCACCUUCGCUGUUGGACACACAGAGACGACCGACCAGGUUGAGGUGGAUAUGGAAUACCAGAAGCAGAUGCUUGCGCUGCACCUCAAGGCCAAUCCGAGGGAAGUGCUUGUGGGUUGGUACGCCACGUCGUCCGAGUUGAACACCUUCUCCGCCUUGAUCCAGAACUUCUACAGCGGCCAGGGUGACGGCACAUGGCCUCACCCUGCCGUCCAUCUGACGGUGUCUACUGAGCCUGGGAAGGAUAUUGAGACCCGUGCCUACAUCUCCGCCCCCGUCGGCGUGACCGCGGAGAGGGCCGCAGACAGUGCCGCUUUCAUUCCUGUCCCUUAUGAGAUUCGCUAUGGCGAGGCCGAGAAGAGUGGUCUCGAGACUAUUGCUUCCGCCAAAGACGCCGAAAGCCGUGCCACAAACAUCUUUACUGAUAUCGAGGCUCUGGAGCGUGCCAUCGAGGAGGUUCUUGGCAUGAUCGACAGAGUCUCCAGAUACGUCGAGUCCGUCAUUGAUGAAGAAGCUCCAGCUUCGACGGCACUGGGCCAGUUCCUCCUCAAUGCCCUGGCCUUGGCGCCCAAGGUCGAACCCGCCGACAUUGAACGUGACUUCAACAACCACAUCCAGGACGUUCUGGUCGUGUCUUACCUGGCCAACACCAUUCGCACACAGAUGGAACUGUCCAACCGGCUAGCAACUGCUCAGCUCACUUUGGGUGGAGAGGCUGGCAGCGCCGAGGCUGGCGCUCAGCGUGGCCAGAGAGGCGGCAAGGGCGGCCGCGGCGGACAGCAGCGUACUCAAGAACGGGCCACUGAGGAAGCUCGCGCGUGA